Hippocampus comes (tiger tail seahorse) is the source of this 1334-nucleotide messenger RNA. Its product is annotated as germ cell-specific gene 1-like protein. Gene Ontology annotation, cellular component: plasma membrane. The coding region runs from base 11 to 466 and encodes 151 amino acids. The record is from RefSeq and is a predicted model, not a curated record. Lineage: Eukaryota; Metazoa; Chordata; Actinopteri; Syngnathiformes; Syngnathidae. The transcript has 2 exons.
CCAAGUGGUGAUGCCGCAGAAGUGCAUCAUUUCUUUUCUACGUGUGUUCACAGGCCUGCUGGGGAUGGUGGCCCACAUGAUGUUCACCACAGCCUUCCAGCUGACUGUCAGUCUGGGCCCCGAAGACUGGAAACCUCAGACAUGGGACUACAGUUGGUCAUACAUAUUAGCGUGGAGUUCCUUCACAGCGUGCAUGGCGUCCUCCGUCACGACCAUCAACCGCUACACCAAAACCAUCCUGGAGUUCAAGCACAAGCGAAGGAACAUUGAGAAGAACUUAAAGAUCAAGCAGAAGCUGUUGGAGCUGGACGCUCCCGAGCAGGUGUGGGACAUGUACAUCAGCUCGGUGCCAAGUACUGCAGAGGAGCUGCUGGACCUUUCGUCCAACGGCCGCAAACUCUCCAACACCUCCAUCUUCUUGGACCUCAACGACCUGCCGGGCCAGCAGGGGGAAGAAUACUGCUAGAGGAGCUAUUAAUUGAUCAAACGUCAUUAUGUCAUGGGUUUUAAUUACUGGGGAGGGGGCGGGGGGGUACUAACAAAAAAGUAAAAUGUGUUCUUGCAGAUGAACCCUUUCAGGGACAGCGGUUACUACAGUGGACAGUUUAUCGUGUUAUCAGGUUACAGGGUGCAUUAAAUGGUCAACAUAAGAACUGAUUGUUUUAGUUCCCCGCCCUGUAAAUUGCUACAUGCACUUGUUCAGUGAAAUCAGAUCUAAGAUAGAGUCUCAAAUAGUUUCCCUUCACAAAUCUUGUAAUGGUCACUUCUGAUGAUGUCAGAGAUUCAUUACCUCCACCAAUGAGACUUUGAUCAUAAUCCAUGUGCAUUUAAUAUUUUGGAAAGUUUUUGUAUUGGGUCUUAUUAUACAGUAUUGUAUCAUGAGUGGGCACAAAAAAUACAUUCUUGAAAAGUUUAUUUAUUUAUUUAAAUUGAAUGAAAAAGUGCCGAAUCUUUGUGACUGCACUAAGAUGAGAUCUGGAGAAAAUGGAGCUUGGGUCUUGUAGAAUAAUUUCUGUACAGCCUUCAUAAGAGUGUAAAUGUGUAUAUUAAAAAAAAAUGUAGACUACAGUGGUCGCAGAAGUCUCGACAGGCUAUGCUGAGUGCCUUGGCUCGCUAUAGGAUGCUUUCCAUCAAACAAUGACUGUCGUAGACACUCACACGAUUGAUGGCAACGCUAUUUCGUUCUCUAGUAACAACUGUGCCAACUGCCAAAUGUGAUCAGUUGAAGGGUUGCAUUCUGUGUGACCCGAUCAUGUAUCUCGAUGUUGUGUUACUAUAUAAAUGUACACAUUUAAAAAACACAACCAAGUUAUUUAAAUGUAUUUGAAAGAGUA